CAGCAGUUGCACGUCCAGUGGAUUAACCUGAGUUAAACAUGCUGAAGAGAAAACCAUCUAAUGUGUCUGAUAAGGAGAAAAGUCAAAAGCCAAAGCGCACGAGCAGCUUUGGGAGCUUUGACCGUUUCAGGCAUCACUCAAUAUCAAAGACAGAUGAUUCAGCUGAGAUAUCUGAGCUGGAGACUAUAAGUGAUAUUGGGGAAGCAGUACAAAUCAAAGCAGCAAACAAUGGAGGAAGUCUGAGCAAGAAAAUGAGAGCCAUUUCACUUACCAUGAAGAAAAAGAUGGGUAAAAAAUACAUCAAGGCACUCUCUGAGGAGAUGAAUGAAGAGGGAAAAGAUGACAGUGAUCCUGGUGGUGGAGCACAUACUGAGAAGGUCUCCCUGAAAACCAGUGACUCUUUGGAAAGUCUCUAUAGUCUGAACAGCGGCCAGAGCUCAUCUAGUGGGGUGACCAGCUGCUCCGAUGGCACGAGCAACAGGGACAGCCUCCGGUUUGACGACGAGGUCCCCUACAACGGCCCCUUCUGCGGCCGAGCCAAAGUCCACACUGACUUCACACCCAGUCCUUACGACACCGACUCGCUGAAAAUCAAGAAAGGAGACAUCAUAGAUAUCAUCUGCAAAACUCCCAUGGGCAUAUGGACAGGCAUGCUGAACAACAAAGUAGGAAAUUUCAAGUUCAUUUAUGUGGAUAUUAUCUUGGAAGAAGAAGCUGCACCCAGAAAGAUAAACCCACACAGAGGAAGCAAAAGGACCAAGCCUAAAACAUUGCAAGAGCUCCUGGAAUGUGUCCAGCUGCAGGAAUAUGCCUCAACCCUCCUGCUGAAUGGAUAUGAAACUCUAGAGGACUUAAAGGAUCUACAGGAAAGCCAUCUUAUUGAAUUAAAUAUUUCGAACCCAGAAGACAGGGCAAGAUUGUUAUCAGCAAUUGAAAAUCUCCAGGACUGUGACAUUGAAGAACAGCAGAAAACUGAGGGUGGUCAGGAGACACAGAACUUAAGCCCUCACCAGAGUUUUGACAAAUCACAGUUAAAUGACUGUCCAAGAGAUUCUGGCUGUUACAUCUCAUCGGAAAAUUCAGAUAAUGGUAAAGAAGAAGCAGACCCAGAAGCCCUGUCUGACAUGGUGCAGUCAAUAACAAUCAGUGAGUCAAACUGAUUCAGUCCUGCUGCUUUUCUGCAGAUUUUCAGAAGAAACAAUCACAUUUGUCAGUAUGAUGGCACAGAAGCAGAACACAAAAUAUUUUCAACACUGAAAAUCUACUUUUUUCUGAUUCAUGAUGCUCUAAGCUGUUUCAUAUGUGGGCACUUGAUAGCUAGAUGUUAGUUGAUAAUAAGGAUUUCUCAUGUUUUUCUUUUCAAUGAAUCCACAGGUAUUUCCCUGAAAAAGUUUAUACAGAAGUAUUUAUAAAUAUUUGUACAGCGAAUGCAUUUUCUAUAAAGUAGAGAAUUUUUUUAGGUAGUGGUUCAUAAUCUGGAGAUGUUAAUUUCUGGAACUGUCCAAAAUGUAAAUAUUGUACAUAUUUAUUUUAAAAAUAUAUGGAUUAAUCACACUGUCUCUAUUUUCAGCUGUGUUUUGCUGAUUUGUGUACAGAAUGUAUUUUCAUUGAUAUAUCAUCAUCAUAAAAAGGUGGAUACAGUCACACCCUACUUUGAAAAGUACCAAGCCAAUUCUCACUACUAUAAAGCUCUUUCACACCACUUUUCUCCAAAAUGAGCUCUAAAGUAGACUGUCAUUUUUCCUGGAGGCAUGAGAGCACUGGGGUGAAUCUGAAUUCAGUUCUCUGUGGUCCUUAUCUUGUGGAAGAACAGAGCCAUCUGAAUGGCUUAUGCAGUGGCAAUUCUUUUAUGGUUCUUUUCACACCUGUUCUCAUUUGUCCCAAGCAUUAUACAGAGAAUUCAAACUCAGAGGAAAAAGUCAUCAGGAUCAAUGCUAUGCUUUUAUGAUUACGUUUUGUGAAGAUGUUGCCUUUUGUGUGUGGUGUGAAGUUUGUUAAUAGAGUAUGUGUUUGUAUACAGAACUCGGAAGCUAACAUGGUUACUGUACAUGACUGUCUUUCAUAUGAGAUUUUAUUGUCUUUUCCCAGUAUAUUUCACACUGGAAUACACUUUUUAACUGCCUGUCUUCUUUUAGAGUACUUCCUUCAAUAAUAAACAGAAUCAUGUGUUUAAGCCCUUUUAAAAUA
Messenger RNA from Vidua chalybeata, 2187 nucleotides. RefSeq names its product SAM domain, SH3 domain and nuclear localization signals 1 (gene SAMSN1). Bases 39 to 1160 code for a protein of 373 amino acids. The record is from RefSeq and is a predicted model, not a curated record. The transcript has 8 exons. Lineage: Eukaryota; Metazoa; Chordata; Aves; Passeriformes; Viduidae. Gene Ontology annotation, molecular function: protein binding.